UCAGCUUCGUGUUUAGUUACACAAUGGAUGCUUGACUACGGUUGCGUGCAACAUCCCCAGCUGAUCUCAUCUUCCUGUUUCGUGUACACCAGCCUUACCCAAUUCUGUUCGCUGCUUGACCACGUCGACUUCAGCACGACGUCAAUACAGCAUCGAGGCAACUGCCAACUCAACUCGACAGAUACAUCGACGGUUGCGGUACAAUGCAGCAGUGGUUGGUCCCGCUGCUGGGUCUCGCCGCACUCGGUUGUGCGCAAGACAGCACCUCCUCGUCACCGGCUUCCACCGAUGAUUCCUCAGCCGCUACCACUUCAUAUAGCAGCUCUGCUCCCACCAGCACUGCGGCGACAAACACUACCAGCGGACCGAUAACACAUACUGUUGAAGUUGCAGAGGGAGGCAACACUUUCGUUCCUGAUGUCGUCCUCGCAGAAGCCGGCGACACCAUUUUGUUCCAGUUCUACCCGACCAAUCAUUCGGUAAUCCGUGCAGAAUAUGGAUACCCUUGCAUACCGUACGAAGAUACAGGUGUGGACAAAGUAGGCUUCUUCUCAGGAUUCAAGCCUGUGGACGCUAUACUGCCCGACCCGCCAACAUGGUCACUAUUAAUCAACGAUACGAACCCUGUCUUCUACUACUGCGGCGCCCCAGGGUCGUGUAUCAACUACGAAAUGGUGGGCGUCAUCAACCCGAACGCGACAACGUCGCUGCAACACCAGAAAGAUCUGGCAUCGCAAUCCAGUUUCAUGCUUCUUCCAGGCGAACCGUGGCCAAAUGAGGAGACAGACCCGUUCACAACCACUUCAUCCGCCCCAACAUCCUCCGCUACGGAAUCAGCCACGAAUUCAGCCGCGGCUGCCAGCGCAACAAGCUCGAGCGCCCCAUCACACAGCCAUUCAGGCCUCUCAACAGGUGCCAUCGCCGGCAUCGCCAUUGGUGCAGCCGCAGUCGGUCUCGCUGCGGCAGCGCUGCUGUACCUAUGCGGCCGCCAAUCCGCCCGCAAGAGCAGAAACAGCGAUCAUCCCGUAGACACCAUGCAGCAACACCACUCUGUCGCCUUCAGCCCUCACGCGAGUAUGCCGCCUUAUCUCGAUCCAAACAAGCACAUGUCCAUGCACAGCAGCGUGGUGGGCGCUGGUUCCGCACUCCCAGGAUACAUGCCUCAACACGAGCCCCAUAUGUCACCUCCCUUGCAGCCCAUGUUCCCAACAGGCGACUUCCUGAUCUCGGGCACAGGACAACAGCAGCAGCCUGCGCAUGCACCGAGUACCAGCGACAUCGCCACGCCGGACAGGAGUACGUACAGUACGAGCCCGAAUCAGAUGUACAGUGUACCCGCGUAUAGUAGCGGAGUGGGAGUGCCGCAGAACAUGGUCAUUAAUCCGACGCCGCACCAUUCAAUGCCUUACCCUCCGCCAGCGCCCUUGCCAAUGAAUCUGCAUGAGAUGGCAGCGGAACCAUCGCAGAGCCAGGGCGGGAACAUGCCCGAGAGAAGGUCGAGUGUUUCAAAGAACGGGGGCGUUGAAAGGUAUGGUUGAAGGUGCGAGUUCUCGGAAAACCCUGGAUUCUUUCACUUUCUACUGGGUCUCUUUAUUUUCUGGUAUGAUCACGACUAUCUGGAUAUAUAUACUGCUUUGAUGGAGAGGGUGCGCUUUUUGCACGUCUGCAGUUUG
This is a messenger RNA of Exophiala viscosa, 1673 nucleotides long. RefSeq lists its product as uncharacterized. The record is from RefSeq and is a predicted model, not a curated record. NCBI's taxonomy places the organism in Eukaryota, Fungi, Ascomycota, Eurotiomycetes, Chaetothyriales, Herpotrichiellaceae. The coding region runs from base 204 to 1538 and encodes 444 amino acids. The transcript is spliced from 3 exons.